Cuculus canorus (common cuckoo) is the source of this 4678-nucleotide messenger RNA. RefSeq names its product gap junction protein gamma 1 (gene GJC1). The transcript is spliced from 5 exons. Lineage: Eukaryota; Metazoa; Chordata; Aves; Cuculiformes; Cuculidae. Gene Ontology annotation, cellular component: connexin complex. The record is from RefSeq and is a predicted model, not a curated record. Gene Ontology annotation, biological process: cell communication. The coding region runs from base 571 to 1752 and encodes 393 amino acids.
GCUGCGCGAGCUCUUGCAGCCCAAAACCCAUCCCAACGCACGCGGGCUGGGAAUUUUCCACGGAAGCGUCUCUUCCCUGGGAACGGGGGCUGCGUGCGGCCAGACCCUGACCCCAGCCCCUUCCAAGAGGCUGGAAUUUUCCCCACGCUGGCCUGAGGGGAUGUGUCCGUCUGGGACCGUGGCACAGGCUGCUCGGCAUCCGUCCUUCUCCUCUCUGAGCAGCGGGAAAACCUCCUAACGAGCAACAGUCCUGAUGAUUAACGCCGAGGUGGAGUAGUUGGACUGCAGGGAUCUCCCGCGCGGCAACGCAGCCGGGAAUGCCUCCUGGGUUUCUGCCUCCGCCUGCGACCAAGAAGGGGAGGCAUCUUCCCCGCUCCUCAGUUGGUCUCCAGACUAACAGAUUCUCUCGCUGAUGUCUAAGCAACUUCUGAAGGAUGCAGACGCAGACCCUGGGUGCUGUCGGGCUAACGAGGAGUGGACCUCUCAAGGGGCUGCGGAGGAGACGUGGGAUGUUCAAGCAAGUUCUGGCAACUGGAGUUUCCCGAUAGCAGAUAAAAUUAUUUGCCCACCAUGAGUUGGAGUUUCCUGACUCGUCUCUUAGAGGAGAUCCACAAUCACUCAACUUUUGUUGGCAAAAUCUGGCUGUCUGUGUUGAUUGUAUUUCGGAUCGUCCUGACUGCCGUAGGAGGAGAAUCCAUUUACUAUGACGAACAGAGCAAGUUUGUGUGCAACACGGAGCAGCCCGGAUGCGAGAAUGUUUGUUACGAUGCUUUCGCUCCACUCUCGCAUGUGAGGUUUUGGGUCUUUCAGAUCAUUCUUGUCGCCACUCCGUCUGUGAUGUAUUUAGGCUACGCAAUCCAUAAGAUCGCCCGGAUGGUGGAACACAGCGAAACCGAUAGAAGAAUCCGAAGCAAAAGCUUUUCCAUGCGCUGGAAACAACACCGUGGCUUGGAGGAGACUGAGGAGGACCAUGAGGAAGACCCGAUGAUGUACCCAGAAAUAGAGCUGGAAAGCGAACGGGAGAAUAAGGAGCAGCCAGCACCGGCCAAAGCUAAGCACGACGGCAGGCGGCGAAUCCGCGAGGAUGGGCUCAUGAAGAUUUACGUGCUGCAGCUUCUGGCGAGGACUACGUUUGAAAUCGGCUUUCUGGUGGGUCAGUAUUUUCUGUAUGGCUUUGCGGUCAGCCCCAUUUUUGUGUGCAGCAGGAAGCCGUGCCCGCACAAGAUAGAUUGUUUCAUCUCACGGCCAACUGAAAAGACCAUUUUCCUGCUGAUCAUGUAUGGAGUGAGCUGCAUGUGUUUAUUGUUGAAUGUCUGGGAGAUGCUCCAUUUGGGAUUUGGCACAAUUCGGGACACGUUGAACAACAAGAGAAAAGAGCUGGAAGACUCCGGGACCUAUAACUACCCUUUCACUUGGAAUACGCCAUCUGCUCCUCCUGGUUAUAACAUCGCGGUCAAGCCAGAGCAAAUGCAAUAUACGGAACUCUCCAAUGCCAAAAUGGCCUACAGACAGAACAAAGCCAAUAUCGCUCAGGAACAGCAGUAUGGGAGCAACGAAGAGAACAUUCCAGCCGACCUGGAAAAUCUGCAGAGGGAAAUUAAAGUGGCUCAGGAACGCCUGGACCUCGCCAUCCAGGCUUACAACAACCAAAACAAUCCCAGCAGUUCCAGAGAGAAGAAAUCCAAAGCAGGCUCAAACAAAAGCAGUGCCAGUAGCAAGUCGGGCGAUGGGAAGAACUCCGUCUGGAUUUAAUGUUGGCUGAGUUUAUAGAGUGCGAUCGUUCUCCUAGUUUAUCAUAACCAGCAACUCCUUGAAUAACGGCUUCCAUUAAGUAAAUAUUUGACUCUGUUUAUAUUCAGGGAUACCGUUGGCUAGUGAUUCAACCUCUGGGCAAGGGUUUGUAUGCAUAUUCUAGGGUUAGAGGACUUUAUUCUUCUGUCUUCCAAGUCAGGAGACAAAUAGGUCUAUUUAAAUCAUUCUCAUUGAACGGUUUAUACUGUAUGUACAGUAUUGUAGUACAUUUAUUAUGCACAAUUUUUUGUAUUUGUACACUGGAUCUUUGACGUUUCACUUUUUAUAUUAAUGAGGGGAGAGCAAGGGGGGAGCUGUUAGCGUUUUGCUAGUUUUAUUACUGUGCUCCACAGUUUCGUCAUUGGUCUUCCUUGUUUUAAACGUACAAGUUCGUAUGCUGCGUUUCAGAAGUGCCUUGAACUUGCAGACAGCCCGGAGGAGUCUCCGAUGUCCGGUCACUGAGCGGCAGAGCAGUGGGAGGACUGGAAAACAUCCAUUAGUGGUGUUCCUCACUCCAUCUUUUACAGAGAUGAUGUGUUUGUUAGGACGUGAAUUGUCCUCCCGUAGCUCCUGUGUACAGCAGAAAAAUACAACAGGUUUUUCCACCCUAUGGAAAAUCCCUGAUGGGAAAAAAAAUGUUUGCGCGAGUGCCAGCCUAAAUGUUGAGAGGGCUCAGACCUCCCCGCGGGCUUUAUGCAACAGGAGGGAUGAGAGACUUCAAACUCUUGUAAGACAUCCAAACCCAAGUAAAUAGAACUUGCUGGCUUCAGUAAUUCUGCAUAUUUGUGUGAUUUCUAUGGAAAGAGAUGGGGUUUGAGGUCUGUCGUUGCAUAACCCCCUGACUCCCCGAGGGCAUGAGGUUGUUGCGGUACCUUUUUGGAGAGGAUUGCUGUCUUUCCUGAGGUAAUCAGGUUCGAUGGAGCCGUGGUGGGGUUGUUUCUCCGUGCAUUACACGGCAGGAAGAACCUUCCUCCCCCCAGCCCAGCCACACGAGCUGCCUGGGAGAGUUACAGAACCCAUUUGUAAUAUCAGUGACAUUGCCUUAUUCCAGAACCCUCUUCCUUCCGUUAUGUCUGAGGAAUUUAGUUCAGACAGAGCAAUAUGUAUGAUUUAGGUUUCUGCUUGAGAGACCAGUCAGAUUUGGCAUGCCGUGGGGUUGGCAUUGCACUUGAAUUCCUAAUUAACGACAGGAGAACGCGGUAUUCACUGCCUUUGGCAGCGUCUCCUUGGCAAGGGUGCGCGUUCGUGUUUGAGAGAUGCUGAUAAAUGUGUAUGUUUCUUGCUCCUAUUUAUAAUGUAUUCAGGACCUUGCUCUGCUCUCUAUUUUUUUUGGUAGGUUUUCAUGCGUUUGCAUAUGUUUGGGAGCCUGUUUGACGUGGCACUGCUCUGUUUGGCUACCUCAGCCCUCGGUACGGUUUGGGCAGGGAGAGGUGGGAGCUCCGUGGAGGGCAUGGGUAGAGCCGUACUCUGUUCCUGUCCCGCAGAACGGCUCAGCACAGGCUUUGCGUUAAGUUCAAACUAAGGGUGUAGGAGCACCUGCUCACAGUUGUCCUCUACCCACGUGCUUGCUGAAAAUCAAUGUUUUGAUGAGUUGGUUUGGGUCUGUUUUCACUGUGGGACACCAGGUGAUCCAGGAAUAGAUCCAGACAUAGAUCCUGUCUCUCUCUUGACUCCGCUGUAGAGGUGUAAGCACGCCUGGAGCCAAGGCAGCCCUCCUUCACUCCACUUCACCUCAGCUCAGGAAACAAACUGGCUUCCUGGCCAGUUCACCGGUGACUCCUGGCCACCGCUCCAGGAAGGAGCGACCUCUGGGUUCUGUGCAGAAGAGUUUCAGGGUGAUGUCUUCAAGUGAUACCACAAGCGUGGAACAGGGCUAGAAGCUUGAGUGGGCUCCCACCAGUGAGGUGGGACUGGCUGCGUGGGGCGAGAGGGGUUCAUUAGAGAGGUCCUCUAAUUAAGCAAGAGUUAGAGAAGCCCACUGCCCAAAGGUGGGUAGAUGGCUUUGCCAGCAGAAAGCUGUGAGUGCGGUGAAGAGGCUGGGUGGAAAAUGUCUGAAAGUACUUGAGAAGGACAUUUGGAGCCUGGAGAUAAACGAGAUGGGUGGCUGCAAUCCACUCGUUGUCCCCCUGCGCUGCCUGGUUGUGCUUUGCAGUUUCCCAAGAGGAUUCCGUUGCGCCAGACCCUUCGUGGUGGUUUUGGAACAGCCUCUCGCCAGCUGAACGGAGUGAAAAUCCUUUUCCCCUUGCUGCUCUCCAUGCGAUCUGCAGCGACUCCUUAUUAAUGGCUCAAAAUGCAGUCAGUCCACAACCUGGUGUUUAUAUUGUCCCAUUCCAAUUAAUGAUCUGAUCCAUUACCCGCAUACAGCCCCAUCUCAGGUCAGUCCUCUGGGCUUCUGUCCCACCCAUUAGUGAGCAGAGUGUGUAGAAUAUUCCAAUCCCAGCGCUAGCUUCAUUCCGAAAAUGCAAAGUAAUGGAGCUGUUUCUGUUACUGUUUGUAUAUUUUAAUUUCAAUUGUGUAUAAAGUGCACAUUUCCUUUGGAACCGAGUGUUUGUCAUCAGUGGGGGGGUCUGUUCUGCAUGGUCACGGCUCUAACCGUGUCCACGUUCAAAGCACCAGGUUUCCUCCUAAAGAAACAAUCCGUGCUCUUCCUUUGGCUUUAACGCAUUGGAAAUACAUGUUCCAAAGAGGCACUUGGAUGGGAGAUGCCAAGUGUAACUUGGGUUUGUCAUGUCAUUCUCUGGGUUUGGAAAAACUCCAUUAAAUCCAGUGGAUUCCUCCAGUCUGAGUGAAACGGCUGCUUUUUUUUUCCGCCAAUAGAAUAUGUGAAGUGGGGGAGGGAUGGUUUCAGGAUUUCUUUUAGAGACGCAACUUGGAAUUUUUAUACAUU